GCGUUCGAAUCCGAGGCGAACGGCCGCUAUCAGUCCGGUCAGCUCAAUUCCCGAGGUUGCCAUGCCGAGGCCAGCCCCUGCUGUUGCUGUUCCGAGGCCGGAUGCUGCUGUUCAAAUACCAGCAACAGUUCCUGCUGUCGAAUUGCCGAGGCUGGUCCCUGCUACUGCCGUGCCGAGGCCAAUGCAUGCUCUUGCAGGGCCAAGGCAAACAACCUGGUCCAAGUUUGGGACAUUCUUGGGGCGGUUGAAGCGCUUGAGGCUUCGAAAGCGCGCGAUCAUUGACGUGACGCGAGCAGAGCGUCUACAACCCUUGUCUUGGCAGGGAAGAUGAUGACUAUCAUGCCUUCCACGGCUCGUACUCUCUCCCCAUUUGCACGAGAUAGACGAGCAACAAACGCACGAUCGCCUGCCGCGAAGUGCACCACUCCCCGUGCCGUGCCUUGCCGUCGGCAAGCCGACUUCCAGGGCGUCUCACGCUUCACUCGAAUGGUGAACACAAUACGUGUGACACUAUGCGAUCGAGUCACAAUGUGCCCUCGGCUUCGGAACAACUGAGGGCGCAUGUCAAAUGCCUGCAGGGCGAUUGUCGAC
Ceraceosorus guamensis is the source of this 591-nucleotide messenger RNA. RefSeq lists its product as hypothetical. The record is from RefSeq and is a predicted model, not a curated record. Lineage: Eukaryota; Fungi; Basidiomycota; Exobasidiomycetes; Ceraceosorales; Ceraceosoraceae. The transcript has a single exon. Bases 62 to 331 code for a protein of 89 amino acids.